AUGAAAGACUCUGAGAACAAAAAUAACGAUAAUACACUAUUUGAUAUUGAUUUUCUAGAUCAUAAUUACUCUUCGGAUAUUGAUUUCAGGAACAGCCAAGGAAACCCUACAUCAGCUCCAAUAAUCGACUCUGGUAUUGACGUAUUGGAUACUGUUCGAGGGAACUUAAUACCACAAGAUAGAGAUUCUUAUUAUCGUAAUGGCGAUAGAAUCGAAAACGAUGUCAUAGAAAAUCCAUUUGAUGAUGAUAGUACCACACAGCGUUAUGCUACAUCCAAUAAUAUGCUAACGGUGCCAGAACCGUCCAGAUGGCAGAAGAUUAUUGGCGGAUUAAAAGGUGGCAUUGGGAUGAAUGCUCAUGAUGCUAGCCGUUACCAAAGCUUUGAGAUGAGUAACUAUGACGGUACAGCUGAUGGAAAUGUAUACGAAAGUUCAAGAAAUAAGUUUGAUAUUAGCAGGAUGUUCAAGAAAUACGUAUUAAGAAAGCCUGUUGAUAGUGCAGCGGAACGAAAUGGACCGCGUAUAAUUUACAUUAAUGAUAAAGCAGCUAAUUCUGGCAUGGGAUAUGGUGAUAACCAUAUUUCGACUACCAAAUACAAUGUGGCCACGUUUGUCCCAAAGUUUUUGUUUCAAGAGUUUUCCAAAUAUGCUAAUUUGUUUUUCCUCUUUACUUCUAUUAUUCAACAGGUUCCAAAUGUUACCCCUACAAACAGGUUUACUACCAUUGGUACUUUAAUUAUUGUCCUAAUCGUUUCCGCAAUAAAAGAAGGUGUAGAAGAUGUAAAGCGCUCUAACUCAGAUAAAGAUCUUAAUCAUUCAAGAGUAGAAGUUUAUUCAGAAGUUGCAGGCCAAUUUAUUUCUAAGAAAUGGAUUGACAUUUCGGUUGGUGAUAUAGUAUGUGUUCGCUCCGAGGAGGCCAUUCCGGCUGAUAUAGUAAUGUUAUCUUCUUCGGAACCCGAAGGUCUUUGCUAUAUUGAAACAGCCAAUUUAGAUGGAGAGACCAAUUUAAAAAUUAAACAAGCUAGGCCUGAGACGUCUAAGAUUCUUGACGUGAGUGAUAUAAGUUCCUUAAGAGGCACCAUACGAUCAGAACAACCAAACUCAAGUUUAUAUACGUACGAAGGAACGAUGACUCUUAAUGGUACAACUAUCCCACUUUCUCCCAAUCAGAUGAUUCUGAGAGGUGCUACGUUGAGAAACACUGCUUGGAUAUUUGGUAUCGUUGUUUUUACUGGGCAUGAAACAAAGUUAAUGCGUAACGCCACUGCAACACCUAUCAAGAGGACUGCUGUUGAGAGAGUUAUAAAUAUGCAAAUUGUUGCAUUGUUUGGUGUACUGAUUGUUUUGGCUUUGGUUUCUUCUAUUGGUAAUGUGAUUGUUAUGUCUUUAAAUUCCAAUGACUUGGGAUAUUUGUAUCUGGAUGGUACGAAUAGACUAGGUCUAUUUUUUAAGAACAUUUUAACUUACUGGAUCUUGUUUUCCAAUUUGGUACCAAUAUCUUUGUUUGUUACCGUUGAAAUGAUCAAAUAUUACCAAGCUUAUAUGAUUGCUUCUGAUUUAGAUAUGUUUCAUGAAGAAACUAACACCCCCACUGUUGCACGUACAUCAUCCCUAGUUGAAGAAUUGGGACAGAUAGAAUAUAUCUUUAGUGAUAAAACUGGUACUUUGACUAGGAAUGUGAUGGAGUUUAAGUCUUGUUCCAUUGCUGGCCGCUGUUAUAUUGAAACAAUACCUGAAGACAAAGCCGCUGCUGUUAACGAUGGAGUUUCUGUCGGCUACCAUACUUAUGAGGAAAUGUUCAAGGCGUUAAAAGAUCCCUCAAAUCCAGAGGCAGAAAUAAUUAACUUGUUCCUUGUAUUAUUAUCCACAUGCCAUACUGUUAUUCCGGAAUUUCAAGAUGAUGGCUCGAUCAAGUAUCAGGCGGCUUCACCGGAUGAAGGUGCAUUAGUUCAAGGAGCUGCAGAUCUAGGAUUUAAAUUCAUAAUCCGUCGGCCGAAUUCUGUUACAAUUUUGAAUGAAGAUUCCAAUACAGAGCAUGUUUAUGAGUUACUGAAUAUAUGUGAAUUUAAUUCCACAAGGAAGAGAAUGAGCGCUAUUUUUAGAUUUCCUGAUAAUUCUAUUAAGUUGUUUUGCAAAGGUGCAGAUACUGUUAUUGUAGAAAGGUUAGAUGAAGCAUAUAACCCAUACGUUGAAGCAACUUUAAGAAACUUAGAGGAUUACGCUGCGGAAGGUUUGAGGACGCUAUGUAUUGCUACGAGAAAUAUUACUGAACAAGAAUAUAAAGAAUGGAGUGAAGCAUAUAAAUCGGCAGCAACUACCUUGGAUAAUAGAGCAGAGGCUUUAGAUCAAGCGGCAGAGCUAAUUGAGAAAAAACUGUUACUAAUAGGUGCCACGGCUAUAGAAGACAAAUUACAGGAUGGGGUACCAGAAGCAAUCCAAACAUUACAAGAAGCGGGAAUAAAAAUAUGGGUUUUAACCGGUGACCGACAGGAAACUGCAGUCAAUAUUGGUAUGAGUUGCCGCUUGUUGAGUGAAGAUAUGAAUCUUUUAAUUGUUAAUGAGCAGACAAAAGAGUCUACAAAGAAGAACCUAAUAGAUAAGUUAAGGGCUAUUAACGAUCACCACAUUUCACAAGAAGAUAUUAAUACACUGGCAUUAGUGAUCGAUGGUAAGUCACUUGGGUUUGCUCUAGAACCAGAUAUGGAAGAUAUCUUACUCGCCAUAGGAAGGAAAUGUAAAGCGGUGAUUUGUUGUCGUGUAUCUCCAUUACAAAAGGCGUUAGUUAUCAAAAUGAUCAAAAGGAAAACCAACUCAUUACUACUUGCAAUUGGGGAUGGUGCAAAUGAUGUUAGUAUGAUUCAGGCAGCUCAUGUGGGUGUUGGCAUUAGUGGUAUGGAAGGCAUGCAGGCUGCCCGCUCUGCUGAUUUUGCAAUUGGUCAAUUUAAAUAUUUGAAGAAGUUAUUACUUGUUCAUGGGUCAUGGUCAUAUCAAAGGAUUUCUCAAGCUAUUUUGUACUCCUUUUACAAAAAUGUUGCCCUAUAUAUGACGCAGUUUUGGUAUGUUUUUUCAAAUGCAUUCUCAGGGCAAUCAAUUAUGGAGUCCUGGACAUUAACGUUUUAUAAUGUUUUUUUCACAGUAACACCUCCUUUCGUGCUUGGAGUUUUUGAUCAAUUUGUUAGUAGCAGACUUCUUGAUCGAUACCCACAGUUGUACAGGUUGGGACAGAAAGGCCAAUUUUUCUCAGUGACAAUCUUUUGGGGAUGGGUUGUGAAUGGUUUUUACCACUCUGCAAUAACUUUUGUCGGUUCUAUUCUGUUUUACAGAUAUGCGGUUCUCAAUAUGCAUGGUGAAGUGGCUGAUCAGUGGUCAUGGGGUGUUGCAAUUUAUACCACGAGUAUAAUAAUUGUUCUAGGUAAAGCAGCCCUAAUCACUAAUCAAUGGACUAAAUUCACUUUGCUUGCAAUUCCUGGAUCUUUAUUGUUCUGGUUGUUGUUCUUCCCUAUCUAUGCAUUCUUUUUCCCUAAGAUCAAUGUUUCUAAGGAAUAUUAUGGUAUUAUAUCGCAUGUUUAUGGCUCAGCAACUUUUUGGUUGAUGUGUCUUGUAUUACCUGUUUUGGCACUCCUCAGGGACUUGCUAUGGAAAUAUUAUAAAAGAACAUAUACUCCAGAAAGUUAUCAUGUUGUCCAAGAAAUGCAAAAGUACAAUAUCAGUGAUAAUAGACCAAGAAUUGAGCAAUUCCAAAAAGCGAUUAGAAAGGUAAGACAAGUACAGAGAAUGAGAAAACAGAGAGGCUUUGCUUUUUCACAAAGUGAAGAAGGAGGCCAGGAGAGAAUUAUUCGAAUGUAUGAUACGACUCAAAAGAGAGGAAUCCACGGGGAACUCCUUGAUGCAUCAAUUAAUCCAUUUAGAGAUGCAUAA
Eremothecium sinecaudum is the source of this 3918-nucleotide messenger RNA. RefSeq names its product aminophospholipid-translocating P4-type ATPase DRS2 (gene DRS2). Bases 1 to 3918 code for a protein of 1305 amino acids. The record is from RefSeq and is a predicted model, not a curated record. Gene Ontology annotation, molecular function: ATP hydrolysis activity; ATPase-coupled intramembrane lipid carrier activity; ATP binding. NCBI's taxonomy places the organism in Eukaryota, Fungi, Ascomycota, Saccharomycetes, Saccharomycetales, Saccharomycetaceae. Gene Ontology annotation, cellular component: plasma membrane. Gene Ontology annotation, biological process: endocytic recycling; phospholipid translocation; intracellular protein transport. The transcript has a single exon.